This is a messenger RNA of Closterium sp. Naga37s-1, 1827 nucleotides long. The record is from the annotation of a GenBank genome assembly. Lineage: Eukaryota; Viridiplantae; Streptophyta; Zygnematophyceae; Desmidiales; Closteriaceae.
AUGCCCCUCCGCCCGCGCGCCCGGCCCCGUCGACCCCGCGCGCGCGCGCCCGGCCCCGUCGGCCCCCGCGCGCGCGCGCCCCGGCCCCGUCGGCCCCCGCGCGCGCGCGCGCCCCGGCCCCGUCGGCCCCCGCGCGCGCGCGCGCCCCGGCCCCGUCGGCCCCCGCGCGCGCGCGCGCCCCGGCCCCGUCGGCCCCCGCGCGCGCGCGCGCCCCGGCCCCGUCGGCCCCCGCGCGCGCUGCGCGCGCCCCGGCCCCGUCGGCCCCCGCGCGCGCGCGCGCCCCGGCCCCGUCGGCCCCCGCGCGCGCGCGCGCCCCGGCCCCGUCGGCCCCGUCGCGCGCGCGCGCCCCGGCCCCGUCGGCCCCGUCGCGCGCGCGCGCCCCGGCCCCGUCGGCCCCGUCGCGCGCGCGCGCCCCGGCCCCGUCGGCCCCGUCGCGCGCGCGCGCGCCCCGGCCCCGUCGGCCCCGUCGCGCGCCCCGGCCCCGUCGGCCCCGUCGCGCGCGCGCGCCCCGGCCCCGUCGGCCCCGUCGCGCGCGCGCGCCCCGGCCCCGUCGGCCCCGUCGCGCGCGCGCGCCCCGCCCCCGUCGGCCCCGUCGCGCGCGCGCGCCCCGGCCCCGUCGGCCCCGUCGCGCGCGCGCGCCCCGGCCCCGUCGGCCCCGUCGCGCUGCGCGCGCCCCGGCCCCGUCGGCCCCGUCGCGCGCGCGCGCGCGCCCCGGCCCCGUCGGCCCCGUCGCGCGCGCGCGCGCGCGCCCCGGCCCCGUCGGCCCCGGCGCGCGCUGCGCGCGCGCGCCCCGGCCCCGUCGGCCCCGGCGGCCCCGGCGCGCGCGCGCGCGCGCCCCGGCCCCGUCGGCCCCGGCGCGCGCGCGCGCGCGCCCCGGCCCCGUCGGCCCCGGCGCGCGCGCGCGCGCGCCCCGGCCCCGUCGGCCCCGUCGGCCCCUCGCGCGCGCGCCCCGGCCCCGUCGGCCCCGUCGGCCCCUCGCGCGCGCGCCCCGGCCCCGUCGGCCCCGGCCCCCGCGCCCCGGCCCCGUCGGCCCCGUCGGCCCCUCGCGCGCGCGCCCCGGCCCCGUCGGCCCCGGCCCCCGCGCCCCGGCCCCCGCGCCCCGGCCCCGUCGGCCCCUCGCGCGCGCGCCCCGGCCCCGUCGGCCCCGGCCCCCGCGCCCCGGCCCCCGCGCCCCGGCCCCGUCGGCCCCUCGCGCGCGCGCCCCGGCCCCGUCGGCCCCGGCCCCCGCGCCCCGGCCCCCGCGCCCCGGCCCCGUCGGCCCCUCGCGCGCGCGCCCCGGCCCCGUCGGCCCCGGCCCCCGCGCCCCGGCCCCGUCGGCCCCUCGCGCGCGCGCCCCGGCCCCGUCGGCCCCGGCCCCCGCGCCCCGGCCCCGUCGGCCCCUCGCGCGCGCGCCCCGGCCCCGUCGGCCCCGGCCCCCGCGCCCCGGCCCCGUCGGCCCCUCGCGCGCGCGCCCCGGCCCCGUCGGCCCCGGCCCCCGCGCCCCGGCCCCGUCGGCCCCUCGCGCGCGCGCCCCGGCCCCGUCGGCCCCGGCCCCCGCGCCCCGGCCCCGUCGGCCCCUCGCGCGCGCGCCCCGGCCCCGUCGGCCCCGGCCCCCGCGCCCCGGCCCCGUCGGCCCCUCGCGCGCGCGCCCCGGCCCCGUCGGCCCCGGCCCCCGCGCCCCGGCCCCGUCGGCCCCUCGCGCGCGCGCCCCGGCCCCGUCGACCCCGGCCCCCGCGCCCCGGCCCCGUCGCCCCUAGCCCGCGCGCCCCGGCCCGUCGCCCUAAGGCCCCCAGCCCCUCGCUCUCGGCCCCGCGGCCCGUUUCCCUUAGGCCUGUCAGAAUGUUUUAG